CACGAACAUCACACUAAUGACAGUAUAGCUUCACCAGCAAGCGUUUAUAACCAAGGAAAUUAUGUGACAGCCAAUUAGACUUCCUGGGGAGGCGUAUAUACAAAUAUGUCGCAUAUCGAUAGCGCAGCGGCCGUCGAGUAUGAGAUCUCUUCCGAUGAUGGCAAUGCUCUGCAGGCGGACAAAUAUAUCCAAGGCGUCAUAAAUAUCUCUGAUGGAUCAGAAACUGAAGACGAAAACAACGCGCCAGCGACCGAUGCCAAGCAAGCACGCCUCAAAGGCAAGCGCAAAGUUGGGAAGAAAGUUGAGUGGUCGGACGACGAAUCCGAGAAUGCAUACGAGAAGUUCAAGAAUCGCGCAUCUACGAAACGAAAGAAGACUGCCGCAACGAGGAAGAAAGCGGCCUCUAGGCUGAAAAAUGCCGUUGUGGGACGCCGACAAGCGAAGCUGGAUGGCGGGGGAUCGAAACUGGCGGUAGUCGAAGAGGAUUCCGAUUUCGAUAUGAUGGAGGACUCGCUACCGGAGUAUUUGAAGACGCGACGCAAGCAGUUCGACGCAAACAAAGCGAAAAUGCGGAAAGCAGGACUUCAGUUAUCCCCGGAUUACGACGAUAUCGAGUUCUCAGAUGAUGGGAGGCUACUGAAGCUACAAGAACGCCCGGAUUUCUCGGCAGGUAUCAAAGCUUCAAGGGAAUAUAAGGACAUACAACUUCCUCAAUCGUCGGGAAUAAUCCCAGCUCCCAUUUCACAGUACCUCCGUGACUACCAAGUCCAAGGCGUCGCGUUUAUCCACGAGCUCUUCGUCUACCAGAAAGGCGGAAUCCUCGGCGACGACAUGGGAUUAGGCAAAACUGUUCAGGUAGCUGCCUUCCUCGCGGCUGCAUUCGGCAAAACCGGUGACGAGCGAGACUUCAAGCGGAUGCGCAAGAUGCGGCGGGCUAUGGACCGACGGUGGUAUCCUCGGGUGCUGAUCGUAUGUCCUGGUACCCUGAUUGAAAACUGGAAGCAAGAAUUGGGUCGCUGGGGUUAUUGGCAUGUCGACUCGUACCACGGAUCUGGAAAAGAAGAUGCAUUCCAAGCCGCCAAAGCAGGACGGUUGGAGAUUCUCAUCACUACCUAUACGACGUACAAGAUGAACAAAAGCCAGCUGAAUUUGAUCGAGUGGGAUUGUGUGGUCGCCGACGAAUGCCACAUCCUUAAAGAAAGGACAUCCGAAACCACGCAAGCUAUGAAUGAAGUCAACGCGUUAUGUCGGAUCGGUCUUACGGGCACAGCAAUACAAAAUAAAUACGAAGAGCUAUGGACGCUUCUCAACUGGACCAACCCUGGCCGAUUCGGUCCGCUCUCAACUUGGAAAUCCAGCAUCUGUCUCCCCCUCGCUGUUGGCCAAUCCCACGAUGCCAGCAUCCAACAGCUCAGCAUUGCGCGCAAGACGGCCAAGAAGCUUGUCGAGAACCUACUCCCGCAAUUUUUCCUCCGCCGCAUGAAAUCCCUCAUCGCACACCAGCUGCCCAAAAAAUCCGACCGUGUCGUCUUCUGCCCGCUCACCAGCGUCCAGCGCGAUGCCUACGAGCGCUUCCUCGAUGGCGACUUGGUCGAGCUUGUCAAGCACUCCGCGGACCCGUGCGAGUGCAUGUCUGGCAAGAAGAGGGGCUGGUGUUGCCAUGCCACGCUGCCAGGCUCUGGGAUUAAGUGGCAGGCUCUAGUGUUUCCUGUCAUUGCCACGCUGCAAAAGCUGUCGAACCACCUGGCACUGCUGAUUCCGUCGUCGACCGACCCACAGGAGAAACAAACGCGAGAUUUGGAUUUCCUGCAGGCUAUGGUGCCUGAUCGCUGGGAAGAUCUGUAUAAUCACCGAGACUCUAUCUUCAACCUGUCGAACCCGGAGUUCUGCGGUAAAUGGCGGGUGUUGAAGAGACUUCUGCGGUUUUGGCAUGGGAAUGGGGAUAAAGUGCUCGUGUUUAGCCAUUCGGUCAAGUUGCUCAAGAUGCUACAGCAUUUAUUUCACAACACGGCUUAUAACGUCUCCUUUCUCGAUGGUAGCCUCAGCUAUGAGGACCGCCAGAGAGUCGUUGAUGACUUCAACUCAGAUCCAGGACAGUUCGUGUUUCUCAUCUCUACAAAAGCUGGUGGGGUUGGGUUAAACAUCACGUCGGCAAACAAGGUCGUCAUCUUCGAUCCCAAUUGGAACCCAUCCUACGACCUACAAGCACAAGAUCGUGCCUACAGAAUUGGCCAGACCCGCGACGUCGAGGUGUUCCGCCUUAUCAGCGCCGGCACGGUGGAAGAGAUCGUCUAUGCUCGCCAGAUCUACAAGCAGCAACAAGCCAACAUUGGCUACAAUGCCUCACUGGAACGCCGCUACUUCAAGGGUGUGCAGAACCAAAAAGGCCAGAAGGGUGAGAUCUUCGGUCUCGCUAACCUCCUCUCCUUCCACUCCGACGAGGUCGUCCUCCGCGACAUUGUCAAUAAGACCAACGUUGCUGAGGCCAAGGCCGGGGUGGGUCUCAUUGACAUCGAUGUCAACGACGCGGAUGCCACUGCGGACGACGAUAUGCCCUUUGAUGAAACUGACAUGGGCGAAGAUGCCGCGAUGAGCCAGCUCGUGGACAAAAUCAUCAGCGACUUCGAUGCCGCCGACAACAAGCCUAAAUCCGCAGCCCGGAGGCCUAAACGGAAGGUCGACGCCAUCUCCGCCAUCCUGGCGAGCGCAGGUGUCGAAUAUACGCACGAGAAUUCGGAGGUGGUGGGUUCGAGCAAGGUCGAAGAGAGACUCAGUCGCCGCGCCGAGGCCGCAAUCCCCAACUCCCUCGCCGGGGAGAGGCGGCUCUUUGAAGACGACGAUGACCACAGCGGUCACCUCGACCGCUCUUUUUCAUCCGAUGGCCGCCCGUCCCGCAAAUACGUAUUCCGGCCCCCUCUCGAUGUUCUAAAGCGACAGUUCUGCACAAUGGCGCGCACGUUCGGGUUCGACAGUGCCACGUCGUUUGCGCUCGUGGUAGAGGGAUGGACAACUGAGCAGCGGCGGGGGAGCCUGGAGAGGUUCUAUCGCCUGCGGAGAGAGAAGAUGGAGGCGGAUGAGGAGGCAGAGAGAAUGAGAGAGCUGAUGGAGAGGGGCAGGAGGAUGAGGGAGGAGCGAGAGAAGGCGGAGAGAGAGAGGGUCUUGGAGCGAGUCGUCGAAGAUACAGAGGAUGGGGAGGAAGGUGCGACUAUGGAUGUCGAUUGGGAAGGUGCGCUCGACAAGAGGGAAGGCGCGACCAGAGACACCCAGAAGGCGUACUUGCAAAGCGAAAGGGAUAGAGCGAUCAACGAGGGUGAUAAGGCAAGCACGCGAAUGUUCAGGGAAGGUGCUUUUAAGGCAAUUGAUGAGGCAGGAACAGGAAGCGAGGCUCUCAAUCAGCCGACGUCGCACAAACAUGCGCGCAGUGCCCCUAGCGAGGUUGAUGAUAAGAUGCAAGGAAUGGGAAUAGGACCGGAGCCGCUAACGUCGAGCGAGGAUGAGGAUGAUCAACUGUAGGCGUGUAGUGUGUAUAUAAUAGUGGACAUGGGCGUUUCAAUGGCUGGGAUUGGGAUGUGGAGUUCGGAUGAUACCCCCCUGAUAUGUAAAGAAGGAAUUUGGGAUUUUAGUGAUUUAUGAUGGGGAUUUUCCGUUUCAGACACGAUAUAUGGAAGGUACGAUUUGGCUACUGAUUGUUUCGUUUCGCGACUUCAUUCGGCUUCGCAUGUCUUUUGCACGGCUUCAUCGGAUAUUAUAAGCUACUGUUUCGAGU
Molecule: messenger RNA, 3766 nt
Organism: Pseudogymnoascus verrucosus
Lineage: Eukaryota; Fungi; Ascomycota; Leotiomycetes; Thelebolales; Thelebolaceae
Exons: 3
Coding region: 106-3513 (1135 amino acids)
Molecular function (GO): ATP binding; ATP-dependent chromatin remodeler activity
Source: RefSeq, a predicted model, not a curated record